Messenger RNA from Penicillium brevicompactum, 1479 nucleotides. RefSeq names its product putative xylosidase/arabinosidase. The record is from RefSeq and is a predicted model, not a curated record. The transcript has 3 exons. Bases 1 to 1479 code for a protein of 492 amino acids. Gene Ontology annotation, molecular function: hydrolase activity, hydrolyzing O-glycosyl compounds. Gene Ontology annotation, biological process: carbohydrate metabolic process. Lineage: Eukaryota; Fungi; Ascomycota; Eurotiomycetes; Eurotiales; Aspergillaceae.
AUGGCUCAUUCCAACCCAAUUAUUCCUGGAUUCUCUCCAGAUCCUUCAAUCUGCUUGAUUGAUGGAACCUUCUUUCUGGUCAAUUCGAGCUUUCAUCUCUUCCCUGGGCUGCCCGUCUAUAUGUCAAACGAUCUGGUCUCAUGGACACAUAUUGGAAAUGCCAUCAGUAGACGCUCUCAGCUGUCGUUAACGCGAGCAACCACAUUCCUCGACCCGUGGGACGAUGGGACAACAUUGGUCGCCACCGGAGGUCUGUACGCGCCCACAAUCCGACAUCACAACGGAACUACUUAUAUCAUAUGUACCAAUGUGAUCCACGGGGCUUCAAAUUUGCCGGGCGAUGAGCGCAACGAGCAAUUCAUCAUUCACACUUCCGACAUCCGAUCGGGCAACUGGUCAGAUCCCAUCGUAUUCGACGAGCCAGGAAUCGAUCCAUCUCUCCUGUUUGACGAUCAUCGCGUCUAUGUUCAACUAUGCAAAGUUGGCCCCGAGUUUCAAAUUUUCAACAUGGAAAUUGAUCUCGAUUCCGGCACGGAUGGAGAAGGGGGGUUUACAGAAGGCCCACAUAUCUACAAAAAGGAUGGCUGGUACUAUCUGCUGUGUGCCGAGGGGGGUACAUUCCAGAACCACAUGCUUAGCAUUGCACGAUCACGAGAUGUCUGGGGGCCAUACGAACACUGUCCGGGAAACCCGUUGUACACUGCCAGUGGUACCGAUCGAUACACCCAGAACACUGGGCAUGGAGACAUCUUCCAAGACCAAGCGGGUAAAUGGUGGGUGGUUCUGUUGGGCAUCCGGUUGAAAGAGGGACGAUCUUUCAUGGGCCGUGAAACCUUUUUGGCAGCUGUUGAUUGGCCUGACAACGAGUGGCCGGUGGUGCAGGCCCCGAAUCAGAGUGAAGACUCGGAAACACGACCUAUCUUGCUCGAGAAUCAGGAGUCAGCAGUACACUGGGUAUAUCUGAGAGACGCGAAGAUGGAACGAUACCACAUCAACGGCAGUAGUGUAACUUUGCAAGCUGAUACAGUGGAUCUCACGAGUGCGGACAUGUCCGUUGCUUUCGUCGGCCAGCGACAGCGAAAGCUUCAUGGCACUGCGACAGUGAAGCUGUAUCGUCCGCUGAGUGCCACUUCCCUCCAGGCCGGACUAUGUCUUUACAAGGAUGAACACCGAUUCUUGGCAAUUGAUUACAAUUUCGGUGUGCAGCAAGUGCACUUGGAAGCUCUCAAUCGGGCCAAGUCAAUUUCGCACAAACAGAGUCACGAUGUCUCGUUUCAAAGUCUCAUGUCGUUCAAGAUUGAUUACACCGAGACUUCGCUGAAAUUCUCCUUCUGCGCAGAUCAAGGCGAUUGGCAGUUCGCAUCGGAAUUUGACACUUCUGACUGGACGGACAACGAUUUCACUGGUCCAGUCAUUGGAGUCUUUGGUAUUGGGAACAAUGUUAUGGUAGACUUUGGGGGCUUUGAAAUCGAUUCCUAA